CCCUACUAAACCCCGGCGUGCCCGUUCCGACAUGAUACCCGCUCGUCGCAAAGGGAGCAAAAGGAGACGGCGGCAGCGCCAAACCGCCACCACCACUACUAAGACCAAGCGCCGACCCAAAAUCCAUCUCCAAAUCAAAGUCAAACUCCAUCUCCAUACCACCGUCCAUCAUAUCCAGAUCCACCCCAGCGCCGGCGCCCCCGUCAUGAUGAUCAUGAUGAUGGUCUUCACCACCACCGUAACCAAGCAACAUCAGAUCAUUCAUCGAGUACGUCUUACUCCCAACCCCACCACCACCACCUGUCUUGCAAUUGGCAAUCCCGCUGCUGCUACUGGUACUCCGCACCGUGACCGACGACGAGCCCGACCUGCCAUGUCCACAUCCAUGCCCAUAUCCAUAUCCAUACCCGCAUCCAUGUGGCACGUUAUUAUUAUUAUUAUUAUUAUUAUUACUCGAAGAAAUGGGGAUGGGCAUGGGCAGGACCGGAACGGGCAUGUUGCCGCCACCACCACCACCCCCCACUCGGGAUGAUGAAGCAGCAGACGAACCGCUGGCGCUGGCGGUAGCUACCACCACAGGCCCAGUGCUAGAUUCAGUCCCUGUGGGCGAGGGCGAGAAUGCUCCUGCUCCUGCCGCAGCUAUCGCCGAGGAGGAGGAGGAGUAGGAAGGGGACAGGGGCAGCGGAGGGAGGGGGCCGGACAGGCGGGAAGAGGAGCAUGAUGGCGGGGAGAGCGGGAGGAGGCUGGCGGCGCUGCUGUCUCUGUCCCGCUGGUGGUGAUGGUGGUGCUGGUGGUGGUGGUAGGAGGCGACUCCGAGGCGGGAAGCGGCUGCUUUUUCGCGGAGGACGGCGAGUCUGUUUGGUUAGGU
Messenger RNA from Canariomyces notabilis, 868 nucleotides. RefSeq lists its product as uncharacterized. The record is from RefSeq and is a predicted model, not a curated record. The transcript has a single exon. NCBI's taxonomy places the organism in Eukaryota, Fungi, Ascomycota, Sordariomycetes, Sordariales, Chaetomiaceae. Bases 462 to 665 code for a protein of 67 amino acids.